UAUCAAAUGUCUGGAUCCGUCCCUGCCUAUAGAUAUUGAAAUAUACUGGUUUCCUUCGUUACUCCUUAUGCACGUGAGAUUGCAUUUAUUGAAAGAAAUCCGAUCAUUCUCAUUACAAGAUAAGUUGUUGAAAACGUUAUCAAAAGAAUAGAAAAUAGACGGAUAACAUUUUUUAUUUUUUUGUCUGGAAGCCCAUGGAUGUGGAAUCAGCUGACGUUUUCGCUUCUCAAGACCCUCAACCUCAAGAACAAUCGGAACUUUUCCAAGGCCAAGGCGAAGGUCUGCAACAAAUCAUUACAAAUGCUUUGAUUCAUUUAGCUCCUGCUAUUGCAGAAGUAAUUGUAGCUGGUUUUCCUCCGCAAUAUCAAUAUCAGCAGAUUGCUGGAAAUCAGCAUGAUCCUGCCAUGCUUAACGGUGAUGGAGGAGCAGAUCUAGAUCUGUUUGUGAUGACAAAUGAUCCAUUUAAGCACAUGUGGUAUGCACAUGGAUCGGAUGGAUCUCCCGGACCAGAUCCAAAUGUCUUCCACGAUCUUGGGCUCUUUGGUGAUGGAUUUGAUGCCGUUUUUGCAAUUGCCGUACAAAACUAUAACCUAGGCCGUUUUUUUGCUGGAAUGAGAAAGAGCUAGUUAAACCUAGAUAUUUCGUUUUGUGUUGCCUUUAUAAGUUCUAAUUACUUUGAUGUUUCGUCAGUUUUUCUUGUAAUUUUUUGACUAUUUUACAAAACUUAUAUUUCGUCUGCUUUUGUUGUUGGUAA
Molecule: messenger RNA, 754 nt
Organism: Medicago truncatula (barrel medic)
Lineage: Eukaryota; Viridiplantae; Streptophyta; Magnoliopsida; Fabales; Fabaceae
Exons: 3
Coding region: 195-626 (143 amino acids)
Source: RefSeq, a predicted model, not a curated record